Messenger RNA from Owenia fusiformis, 807 nucleotides. Lineage: Eukaryota; Metazoa; Annelida; Polychaeta; Sabellida; Oweniidae. The record is from the annotation of a GenBank genome assembly.
AUGUAUGUUUAUUCUGCAUCUAUCGUUCCAGAAUGUGGCUAUGAACCAACCGGCCAGCUGUUCAUGUCUGACGACCAUUCUCCAUGUGUUUACCAUUGGUGUGCUAAAGGGAAGUAUCUUGGAAAGGCUCAAUGUGCCCCGGGAUCAGCCGUCCCGUAUGGUUAUAUGGGGACGAAUAAUCCGUGCAUAAUAAAUACAAAAUACUGUGGAUUGAAUAGGGGACAUUUAUUUUACAAUUCAGAUGUUAAGUAUUCGUAUAAAGAAAAUGGACAACCAGUGGUGCAUAAUCACUUCUCACAUUAUGGAAGAAAUAAGCUUGACUAUAAAGAUGGAGAUUCCUAUUCCCAGGGCAAUAGUUAUUACAAAAGUUCCGGUUAUAGCAUAGACGAGCAUUACUCAAAUGAUGAAAAGUCUCCAAAGGUAGACAGUCAUUCAUUUUCUUACUCAAAAAAAGAAUCUUUCAAUGAACCAAUAGCCGACGAUUACCCAACAUACCCACAUCCGGACGCCCAUCGACAAGCGGCGCAUGCACAUUCACACACUCAACAAUAUGGUCACCACCGGUCAAAUGCUCCGCCUCAAAGUCGCUUUAGCCAUUCUGGAUAUCAUCCAACGAAAAGAACAAACAUACCCGACCAUAUUAUUCAGCAGGUUGUGGAAAAACUUCUGAGCGAAAAGAAAUCAAUGAAACGUGAUGACCAUUACCAUGAUAGACAUAAGAAGGAACAUGACGAUGGCUCAUAUGAGAAGCGAAGAUAUAGAAAAAAGAGAAAACCAGUCAAAGGUAUAGCAUACAAAUCAAUAUAA